AUGACCCUGGGCAUAUUAGGACAGACAGACCUGCCCGAAAGCAUCGUCAUCCGCAAGUACGGCAUGGUGGUUGACGAUGCAAACGUGUUGUUUGGUCUCGUUAGCAAAAGCAACAAGCUGCUCUCCUCCAGCGGCAACGCCAGCGGGAGGGCGUUGCCUGAGAAAUUUAGUACCCAGACCUUUCGCGUCUGUCAGGGAGCCGCCAAAGAUGAUAGUAUGGUAGUCGCUUGGGCGGAAGACGACGGCACCAUCGAGCUGUCGGGGGGCAACCCUGUCGAGUACGAGUCGUCCUCGUCCAGCGGCGGACAUUCAGUGAUGAGGCUCCGGCACCUGAACAGCACGCCGCUCGACAUCGGGGAGUGGGAGAGGCUGCAAUCCUUUACUCGUCUGUGGAAGAGGCUGGGGUGUACCAUCAGGGAGGCCGACUCAGCACUUACGGCCAUCAGCAAGAAAUCAUCCUGA
Molecule: messenger RNA, 462 nt
Organism: Colletotrichum navitas
Lineage: Eukaryota; Fungi; Ascomycota; Sordariomycetes; Glomerellales; Glomerellaceae
Exons: 1
Coding region: 1-462 (153 amino acids)
Source: RefSeq, a predicted model, not a curated record